Molecule: messenger RNA, 3446 nt
Organism: Nycticebus coucang (slow loris)
Lineage: Eukaryota; Metazoa; Chordata; Mammalia; Primates; Lorisidae
Gene: CEP89
Product: centrosomal protein 89
Exons: 19
Coding region: 107-2572 (821 amino acids)
Biological process (GO): cilium assembly; chemical synaptic transmission; mitochondrion organization
Cellular component (GO): centriole; ciliary transition fiber
Source: RefSeq, a predicted model, not a curated record
CGAGCCAAUGGCAGACGUGGUUGUUGCAAAGUCCUCUAGAAAGAAAAAGCGUCUGGGGUUAGGCCCUAGGGGUCCGGAAAGCCUUUAGGCGGCGGCCUUGGCUGUGAUGAAAUCUGCUGGUAAUUCCAGGACCUGGGUCCACCAGUCCCCCGCCUCAGGGAUACUGUUGGGAUUUCGCAGAGGUCGCAAGAACCAGUUCAAACACAUCAUCCAUGGCUUUCUCCCUGCGGCCAGCAUUGCUCCGAAGCCAGCUGUGCCCCGCACACCUCCACCCCGCAGCCCCAACCCGUCUCCGGAGAGGCCACGAUCUGCUCUGGCCGCAGUCAUUCUGUCCACAACGUUAACUGGGCGCACCGUAGCCAUCCCUCAGCCUCGCCAGAGAUCUCCGGCUGAGAGCAACACAACAUCCAUUGAAAAGGACAGCUUCAUCGAUCCCUAUGCUAUCUCCUCGGAGCUGCGGCUUGGACCAAAUGGGCAGAGUGAGGAGAGAAGAACUUCCUUGCCAUCCUUUGAAACACUGGGCAGCGGGGAAGAAGAGGACAGUGAAUCUCAGCCGUCAUCCCGCUGCAGGGAGGUGGAGAAUGUCAGUGCCCAGAAGGAAGAGGGAGGUGGCAGUGAUGCCGUGUAUGCCGCACCCCCCAGAAACAAGAUACCAUUGUCACGUGGGGUGGACAGUGAAGACGACGAAGUCAUUGCUAACCCAGAUGGGUUUCCAGGCUCACCUCUCACACCGCGGCACACCCAACAAAAAGAUGAUAAACACCCUAUUCUGAAUUUAAAGGAUGGAAAACCUCUGUUGCGUGAAAAACCUCCACCCUCCCCAGAUAUAACUGGUAGAGGACGUCAAAGAUGUAUAGAAAUAACCAAAGAAAGAUUUGAGGAACUGAAAGAGGAAAACGUGUGCCUGCACAACGUAAAUCAGACCCUGACCCUGCAGCUGGCCGGCACGAGACAAGCAAUGGAAGAGCUUCGGCUCAACCUGGAGAGAGCGGAGAGCGGGGAGGGAGAGCCGGGAGGCCGGGCGGCCGCGUCCCAGGGAGUUACCACACCUGAGUUACUUUAUCUAAGAAAACAAGCUCAAGAAUUGGUGGACGAAAAUGAUGGGUUGAAAAUGACUGUCCAUCGUUUGAAUGUAGAACUAAGUCGUUAUCAGACAAAAUUCAGACAUCUGUCCAAGGAAGAGAGUUUAAAUAUCAAAGGCCUCCCAUCAAAGGGUCCUAUACCACCCUGGUUGGUGGAUAUGAAGCGCCUGUCACCGUUGUUGCUGGCUUACGAAGACAGGAUGAAGGAGAAGGACGAGCUCAACGCCACCCUCAGGGAGGAAAUGAGAAUGUUUAGGAGUCGAGUCCAAGAAGUGGUGACAGAAAACGAAGAGCUGCACCGGGCGCGGAGCGGGAGCUGCCCCACCGCCCGCCGGGAACGGCGUCAGCUUCAGACUCAAGCAGAACUGGUUUUGGAGGAAAACAAGCUGUUAAUAGAGCAGUUGGAGCUUCAGCAAACCAAAGCUAAGGACGCCCACCAGGAGCAUCUGCAAGAAGUUUCCAAGCUGACUAAACAACUCAUGCUGUUGGAGACUAAAACCCAGGACCAGGAAAAGAAGCUGAGGGAGAACCAGGAGCAGCUGGAGAUGUUACUGGCCGAGCGCCAGGAGCUCAGCACACACCUGCACCGCAGAAUUUCACUGGAAGUUCACACUUCCAUUGUAAAUGAAUUAAAAAGUCGGUUACAGAAGGAAGAAGAGAAACAAAGUGCUGAGAUGGAAGAGUUGACGGAGAAGUUGACGGUCCUGCAAAUGCAGAAAAAGAGCCUGGUCUUAGAGAAGAGCAGUCUGACAGCGAGAAACAAAGUGCUGGAGGCUGAACUCAGAAGGGCCCAGAAAACAAAUAGGAGAUCUCAAAAGAAAAUUGAUGUCCUCAAAAAGCAGGUGGAAAAAGCCAUGGGGAACGAGAUGUCUGCUCACCAGUAUUUGGCAAACCUUAUUGGCCUGGCAGAGAAUAUAACCCAGGAACGUGACCGUCUUAUACAUGUGGCUAAAUGUUUAGAAAAUGAGAAGCAUGGAGUUAUCAACAAAAUCAUAAAAGGCAACAUUCGCUUGGGGAAGUUAGAGGAAAAAGUCAAGGGGUAUAAGAAGCAGACAGCUCUGAAGCUGGGAGACAUCAGCCACCGUCUGACGGAGCAGCAGGAGGACUUCCACGGCAAGACCACGCAGUACCUGCAGGAGGUGAGGCGCCUCCAGCAGAUGCUGAAGGACAAACAGGACGUCCUGGACGAGGCCCUGCGGCAGAAAAGAGAAAUGGAAGGUGAACUUGAAGUGGUUUGGGAGUCCACCUCCAAGGAAAACCAAAGGAUCCGAGAACUACUCCGGGCCACCCUCGCGAGGACAGGAGUGUGGGGUGACACCGGGGCGUUGGAGGACCCCUGCCCCGAGGGACUCUCUCAGGAAGACCUGCUGGUUGGCUAUAGUUUCAGCUACUGUGACACAAAGCCUCAUAUGCGGGAGCCUCUGGAGAAGACCCAUCCCCCUGAGAAGUCCACCUUACCCAAGCUGGGGAAGGGCAGCCCCCUGCCCUAGGAGAGCCAACAGUGGCAAGGGGAGACACGGGAGCCCACGGAGUGUUGCAGAGCAAGGAGAAAAUAAGCUGUCUCUGAGUUUAAUACGUUGUUGACAUUUCCUUGCUGAAAUACUUCUGAGCCAGUGCGUGUCCCCUGGCCAAGCUGCCCCUGAGGCUCGCCUCGUGAGCCCUGUGGGACAGGCUGGGGGUGGGGGGCGGGACGAGCCCCGUGCUGGUGUUGGGUGAAGUGUUGCUGGAGGAACCGUGCGAUGGAAGCAGCGGUAAUGAUGGCCACGCUCUAGCUGUGGUGGCGUUUUCUUGUUUUGUAAAAACCAAGGCGCUGGCACUCAGGCCCCAGUAAGUUGUACCGACCUGUUCUUGCCCCUGUCUCCUUCCCUCACCUCUUCGGAAGGUGACUGAUUCUGGGGCCACAUAUCUCCCCCUCUGUGACAAGAACUCUGGCUUGGAGCCCCGAGGUAGGGUCCCUGCCUUAUUGCCACCACCAAGAGAGACACCAGGGGCCACGGUGUGGGUUCCUCUGUGCCAUCUCCUCAGGUUAACGGUCCCAGCUCCUCAGGACCAUUCACUAGGACUUCCCAGCCUGAGUGCCAGUUAUCUACAGCCCCUUGUCCUGGGUGUGCUGUGGGGACUCAGGGACAUCCGUCUACAGAGGACCCUGACUGUGGGGGGAGGGCUGGGGUCCUGGGACACAUCCUGUGGCGGGGCCCCUCACAGCUGAGCCCCUCGUCAUCUCAUCCCACCACUGGUCCUCGUCACGUGUGGAGCUUACACAGCUCUGCUUGCGAGGUGGAAAGUUGGGAUUGCAAUUCCUAGUUCUUUUACAUUUUUUCUCUUUGUCACCUUAAAGGCUUUGAGUUCUUUUAUAUUUUAUUA